Chelmon rostratus (copperband butterflyfish) is the source of this 1925-nucleotide messenger RNA. It is a transcript of the gene qrsl1, whose product is annotated as glutaminyl-tRNA amidotransferase subunit QRSL1. The record is from RefSeq and is a predicted model, not a curated record. The coding region runs from base 72 to 1634 and encodes 520 amino acids. Gene Ontology annotation, biological process: mitochondrial translation; glutaminyl-tRNAGln biosynthesis via transamidation. Lineage: Eukaryota; Metazoa; Chordata; Actinopteri; Chaetodontiformes; Chaetodontidae. Gene Ontology annotation, cellular component: glutamyl-tRNA(Gln) amidotransferase complex; mitochondrion. Gene Ontology annotation, molecular function: glutaminyl-tRNA synthase (glutamine-hydrolyzing) activity. The transcript is spliced from 11 exons.
AACAUGGCAGCCUGCAGACUACUACGAAGGUUGUUGUAAAUUCGAAAGGUUUUCACAAAAAUACUGUAGACAUGCUCAGCCUGACAAUAAAAGAGGUGUCUUUGGCGCUCAGGGAGGGAAGUAUAUCUCCAACAGAGCUUUGUAGGAAGUGUCUGAACCGCAUAAAGAAAACACAAUAUCUGAAUGCAUACAUCACCAAGACAGAGGAGUUGGCGCUGAAGCAAGCUCAAGAAGCAGAAACCAGACUGCUGCAUGGUGCACCCAAAGGUCCUCUGGAUGGAAUCCCUUUUGCAGUCAAGGACAACUUCUGCACAGAAAAUAUCAAGACCACAUGUGCCUCCAGGAUGCUGAAAGACUACACUCCACCCUACAAUGCUACAGUGGUCCAGAAGCUUUUAGACCAAGGGGCUGUUCUUAUUGGAAAGACCAACAUGGAUGAGUUCGCUAUGGGUGCAGGCAGUACUGAUGGGGCUUUCGGUCCAGUGAGAAACCCCUGGAGCUAUGCUUCUCCCUACAGAGAGCAGACAGCAGCGCCAGACUCUGACUGGGUCAUUGCUGGAGGAAGUUCAGGAGGAAGUGCUGCAGCCGUGGCCUCUCUCACCAGCUACCUGGCUUUGGGUUCAGACACAGGUGGUUCUACUCGUAACCCUGGAGCACUGUGUGGUGUUGUGGCCCUGAAGCCCACUUAUGGUCUGCUGUCCAGACAUGGUCUCAUUCCCCUGGUUAACUCCAUGGACGUCCCCGGAAUUAUGACCCGAAGUGUCAGUGAUGCAGCCAUCGUCUUAGAUGUCCUCCAAGGCUUUGAUUUAAGAGACUCAACAACAAUUCCUGCACCCCCAUCACUUACAGAGCUACCUGAAGAUUUUGAUGCCAGUAACAUCUGUGUAGGCAUCCCCAAGGAGUACCACGCCCCGGGUCUGUCUGAGGAGACUCUAGCGCAGUGGAAUCGUGUUGCUGACAUGUUUGAGAGGGCAGGGGCAAAAGUGCAGCAAGUAUCCCUCCCCCACACCCAGUACUCCAUUGUAUGCUACCAUGUCCUAUGCCAUACUGAAGUGGCGUCUAACAUGGCCCGUUUCGACGGCCUGCAAUAUGGCCAUCGCAGUAUUGUGGACAGCUCGACGGAUGCCAUGUAUGCCUCAACCCGACAUGAGGGCUUCAACGACGUAGUGAGAGGGAGGAUCCUGUCUGGAAAUUACUUCUUACUUAAAGAGAACUACCAGCACUACUUUGUAAAGGCUCAGAAAGUCCGCCGGCUGAUUGCAGAUGAUUUCAAGCAUGUGUUCAGCUCAGGUGUGGAUGUGCUGCUGACUCCCUCCACUCUGACUGAUGCAGCCUGUUACUCUGACUUCACACAGGAAGACAACCGAACACGCAGCGCACAGGAAGAUGUCUUCACCCAGCCUGUCAACAUGGCAGGUCUGCCUGCUGUCUCUGUGCCAACUGCUUUAUCAAGACGGGGCCUUCCCAUUGGUUUACAGCUCAUUGGUCCAACCUUCCAAGACAAGAAGCUGCUUAGUGUUGCCCAAUGGAUAGAGCAGAGGGUUGGGUUUCCCUCCUUCAGUGACCAUAGAGACUCCAACGAGAGCAGCUGUGACAUAGAAAUGACCAAAAGGGAGCAGACUUCAGCUGUAUGAGGAGAACUGUGGACACAAGAGACCCACUAUUGACAAAUUCACCAAAUACAGGCACACAACAUAGACUGUGUCAUAUUAUUGAUAUUCUUAGCUCAUAGCUCGUAAGAUGCUAUGAUGCUAUUAACAUUUUUUGUUUCAGCCACUAGUCCAUUGCUAUAGCUUUAAGUUUCCUUGAUGAAAUGAAACAUAAUUUUACAACAAGUGAUGAAGCAUCACAUUUUAUGUGCAACUUGCUGCUGUAUUUGUCGUCUGAAGGUGAUGCUAUUAAAUAAAUACAAGUUGGGAGAUUUA